Molecule: messenger RNA, 3454 nt
Organism: Bactrocera dorsalis (oriental fruit fly)
Lineage: Eukaryota; Metazoa; Arthropoda; Insecta; Diptera; Tephritidae
Gene: twz
Product: BTB/POZ domain-containing protein Tiwaz
Exons: 6
Coding region: 1514-2542 (342 amino acids)
Biological process (GO): protein homooligomerization
Molecular function (GO): protein binding
Source: RefSeq, a predicted model, not a curated record
UUUCAUACAGUUUGCUAACCGUUGUGGUGAGCGCGUUAAAGUGGCUCGAAAGAAAGUUAAACAAAGACUUUUUAAUCAAAUAAAUAAACACUUAAAAGUUAUUAAAGUAGUGCAGUGUUUCAGAGAUUUGUGGCUUUGCAGACCAGUAUAUGCAGCUAAAAGGCUGAACAACUACAACGAUUUGGAUACAUUGAUACAAGACCAACAACUUCCCAUACAUCAAUCAAUAAAAAGUCUAACAACAGCACUCCACCAGCUAUUAGCGCAGCGGCAACAACACGAGCAAAAACAGAAAAACGCUUGUACAUAAGUGCAGAUAAUAGCGGAGCCAACACACACACAGUGGCACACAUUCGAAGCCGGAAAUAGAUAAGUCAACCAGAAAAACGUGAACGAACGAGGCGCCGCAGAGCGCAGCGGUGUGCCACCAAGGGGGCGAAGAACUAGCGACCAAAAAGAGAAAAAGUCGCCGCCACAAACCAAAACAUUCGCAAUCGAACAACAACACUGCGCACCGCAACCGCUGUAAACAACUGAAGGAAACAUUUGAAAAGCGCGCCACAGCGACAACAAUAACAACAAUACGGCGAGAAGAAAGCCAACAAAGCAAGCGGAGGAUUCUGCGCCACAUCAAGGUCGUCUAGGAAUAAGGUGGGUACAUUUGUGUGUGCGCCUAAGCGAGAGCGCUAGACACUGAGAGAGUGCGAGCGGAAAGGAAAUAACUGCAAACAGUUGCGACAACAACAGCAAUAACAAUAAACAGAACAGCAACAGCAACAGCAAAGCAUAAACAAGUUUUACGCCAGUUGGCCAGUGUAAGGGAGGGCGCAGCAAGUGGCAAGUCGAAGAGCGCGUGUGCAGCAAACGAACAAGUUGUCGCAGACAAGUUCGCCAACGACUGUUGCAACGAACAUCGCAGCGGCGCUAUCAAACCAGCUGCAGCGGCACAGCAAGUACAACGGCCCACGACGAAAGCCAAGUUGGCGCUCCAAGUAGUAAACGGUUGUGCAGAGCAUUUGAACCACCACCACCAACACGCGCAGCAGCAACAACAGCGACGGCAAUAGCGCCGACAAUCAACAGUCAGCCCAUAUCAGCAAGCAGCGUGGUCUCGGCGGCCAGUCGCGUGCACUUGUGACUUCAGUUCGAAGCGGACAUUCGGCGCGAAUGCAAGUCAGGUAAAAUUCAGUGCUCAGCGAUAAAGUGUGAAAGUAAACACAAGUUGUUGACAAAGUCAUAAAUCGAGUUAUCAACAAACAAUCUAUUGCCACAAAGUCGAAGCCAGUGAUUCUAAACUACUUAGGCGGGUUCUGGAGUAAAAUAUUUUGCUUGGUGAAAAUAUAAUAAGUGAAACUGUGAACUUUUGUGAAAUUUUGAAUUUUAAAAAGUUGCUGUUGAAUACGUGAAAGUGCAUUUCCUCAAUCUGAAGAAUAUUUUAACUUCUUUCGUGGCUUUGGAGCAAAGGGCAGCUUUGACAGUGGAUUCCUCUUGCCCCAAAAGAAAAAAAUGCGAUAUGGACCGCGAACGCGAAAGAGAUACAAAAUCCCUCGAACCCCGCGAUCUGUCAUCGACGGGACGUAUCUUUGCCAGAGGCGACAUUAAAAUAAGCGCCUCACCCACUGUCUCACCGACGAUCUCGAAUUCCUCCUCGCCCACACCCACACCGCCAGCCAGCUCAUCGGUGCCCCCAAUUGGUUUGCCGACCAGCGUGGGUGGCGGAGCAUCCAGCGCUCCUGGUAGCACGUCUGCCGCCAGCGCCAGUUCCUAUUUGCAUGCCAAUCACAAGCCCAUUACCGGCAUACCGUGCGUAGCAGCUGCCUCGAGAUACACGGCACCCGUACAUAUCGAUGUGGGUGGCACGAUUUACACUAGCUCAUUGGAAACGCUCACCAAGUAUCCGGACUCAAAGUUGGCAAAGCUCUUCAACGGCACCAUACCGAUUGUGUUGGACUCGCUGAAACAGCACUAUUUCAUUGAUCGUGAUGGGGGCAUGUUCCGACACGUACUGAACUUCAUGAGAAACUCAAGACUUUUGAUUGCCGAUGAUUUUCCCGAUCUCGAAUUGCUGCUCGAGGAGGCACGUUACUUUGAGGUGGAACCGAUGAUCAAACAACUGGAGAGCAUGCGCAAGGAUCGCGUACGCAAUGGCAAUUAUCUAGUGGCGCCACCAACACCUCCGGCACGCAUCAAAAGCAGCCCGCGCACCAACUCCUCCCCCGAAUAUAAUUACGAAGUGGUCGCAUUGCAUAUAUCACCCGACUUGGGUGAGCGCAUUAUGCUCUCCGCCGAGCGUUCACUACUCGACGAAGUCUUUCCCGAAGCCAAUCAGGGCACACAGACCAGCCGCAGCGGCGUGUCGUGGAACCAGGGCGAUUGGCGGCAAAUCAUACGCUUUCCAUUGAACGGCUACUGCAAGUUGAAUUCGGUGCAGGUGCUGACACGCCUACUAAAUGCCGGCUUCACCAUCGAGGCGAGCACCGGCGGCGGCGUAGAGGGGCAACAGUUCUCCGAGUAUCUGCUGGUGCGCCGCAUUCCAAUGUGAUAGUCCUCUGGAUGGCAAUUUAUUUACGUUAAAGUAAUUGUUUAAACUUUAAGGAAUUUUUAGCGAGAAAAAUCAAAUAUUGAAAUAAUUCUUGAGCAGAAUCAAGCAAAUAAAGUAAUUUCAAGGAAAAGUAUGGCAUCUGCAGUGAAUACGUAGAAAAUUAAGAUGAAAGUUCAAUGUGAGACAUUUUUAAACACGACGCUCGCACACAGCGCAUUCGCACGCCAUUGCGCAUGCGAGUGUGUGUGUGUGUGAGGUGCGUUUGUUGGCGAAGAUGAUGCAAUAUGCCAUGCAUUUUUAAUUAGCUCGUAGUCUAAGGAUUUGCAAUACAUAUGUAUGCGUAUACUCAAUGUAACUAAAUUAAUUAAUUAGUGUUUUAAGCUCCUAGAGUUAAUUGAAUGAAAUACAAAAAUAAUUUAUUGUUCUAACUUUUAUAAUUUGACAAAAUUUAGUUUAGACGAAAACAUGUUGAACGCACUGAUUUGCUUGGCGAAUUGAUUUAUUGUACAAUUUUAGCUUAAAUCGUAAAAUUAUUGAGAUAUUGUUUACACUGAACGCCGCUGGAACUUCCGUUAAUUUAAUCUUAAGAGAAAGUUUUUAGAAAUCCGAUUUUAGCAUUUACAUGAAGAGAUUUUUUAGAAGGAGUCAAGUGAAAGUCGAUGAACUUAUGUACGCGCGUGCAUGCACUUCUUUGUGUGUAUGUGUGUGUUGCAUUUGCAUUAAACGUUUUAUGAAUGUAACUUUUACAGAAAAUUAAAUACUACAAUACAGACAUAACGUAUUGGAAUAAAUAAAAUCAACGCUCAUAUAUACAUACAUAAAUACAUACAUACAUCACAUUAGAUGUUUUGAAACGUGGUACUCAAUAAAUUAAUUAUGUAAAAUUAAUUACAUUAAAUGGAAAUAAUCGUA